Gekko japonicus is the source of this 553-nucleotide messenger RNA. RefSeq names its product Krueppel-like factor 16. Gene Ontology annotation, biological process: regulation of transcription by RNA polymerase II. The record is from RefSeq and is a predicted model, not a curated record. The transcript has a single exon. Lineage: Eukaryota; Metazoa; Chordata; Lepidosauria; Squamata; Gekkonidae. Gene Ontology annotation, molecular function: DNA-binding transcription factor activity, RNA polymerase II-specific; RNA polymerase II cis-regulatory region sequence-specific DNA binding. The annotation marks the transcript as partial.
GCGAGCGGCCUUUCCCCUGCAGUUGGCCCGGCUGCCAGAAGAGGUUUGCCCGCUCCGACGAGCUGGCCCGUCACUUCCGCACCCACACCGGGGAGAAGCGCUUCGCCUGCCCGCUCUGUGAGAAGCGUUUCAUGCGCAGCGACCACCUGACCAAGCACGCCCGGCGCCAUCCAGCCUUCCAGCCGGGCAUGGUCCGGCGGCCCAACAGCCACGUCGCAUCCCCCAGUGACUCGGUUGCCAGCAGCCUGGCUGGAAGUCCCGCCCCGGACAGCCCCACCUCUGACAGCCCUGCUCUGUGAGAAGCCGGGCAGCAGGAGCCCGGAUACACCCGGUGCUCCCCGCGCUUCUUGGGAAGGUGCUGUCUUGGACUGUGGAAGACGCCGCAAAGCCGUUCUCCGCAGGAAAGCUUUGCAAACCUGUCUGGAGCGGCCCACAAUUCCUAGAUGCCCCGUGGCCUGGCGGAAUUUCCCAGGUCACGGCAUUAAUUACGAUAACCAUACCAGCCAGGCCGGAUAUUUCUAAUCCAAGCCCUCUGGAUCCAGCUUUCCCCCUC